Neurospora hispaniola is the source of this 1981-nucleotide messenger RNA. RefSeq lists its product as uncharacterized. Gene Ontology annotation, biological process: protein histidyl modification to diphthamide. Gene Ontology annotation, molecular function: protein binding; diphthine methylesterase activity. Gene Ontology annotation, cellular component: cytoplasm. NCBI's taxonomy places the organism in Eukaryota, Fungi, Ascomycota, Sordariomycetes, Sordariales, Sordariaceae. The coding region runs from base 246 to 1568 and encodes 440 amino acids. The transcript has 2 exons. The record is from RefSeq and is a predicted model, not a curated record.
GAAAAAGACGACAAAAACAUGAGAAAAGAGCCGAACAAUCCAAACAAUUAGCACGCACUACCACAACAAUCACGUCACGACCAACCGACCAAUAGUCUCCUGCACAGAGACCAUAGUCACAACUAUUUUAUUCUCAUCAUUUCCCCCCCUCAUUAUACGGCCGUAGCUUCUGCGACCAUCUUCUUACGCGCCAAAUCGUGCCUGCUGAUUUGAAGUCGGCAUGGCAUUGUGGCUUCACUGAGAAAAUGCGUGAUCCCAGUGAAAAGUGGCCGGAGCCAGUCUCCUCCCUUCAGUCAAUGCAGCUUGAUCUUCCGCCCAGUUGCAUCGAAUUUUGCCCGUCUGCGCCGUCAUACUUUCUGAUCGGAACGUACAACCUGGAGGGAUAUGAAGGGCCCGCUGCUGCGCAAACUGCUGAAGCGAAGGAGAUGGAGGCGCAGGACGAGAACAUCGACAAAGACGAGGCUGCGGUGACAGGAGAGAAGGAGGGGCCACAAAACCGCAAUGGCAGCAUUCUCACAUUUCAGCUCGUGGCUGACCAGCUAGUCCACGUCCAGACGCUGAUGCAGCCAUCGGCCAUCCUCGACCUUCAUUUCAACCCAGCACUAGGCAAGCAAGACAUGUGCGCCGCCGUCUCCAGCACGGCCACCCUGGCUCUGUUUCGGUUAAGUCCUGGGGAAACAGAACCCCUGAAGCAUCUCAAGACCAUGGACAUGGCAAGUAUGUGCAAAACGGCGGAGGACUGGCUAUGUGACAAGGACGAGGUCAUCUUCACCCACUUCAGCUGGCAUCCUACGAAGCCGGAUAUGGUUGCCGUAACCACAACUGCCGGCUAUGUACACCUAAUCUACCUCGGGAGAGACCUUGAUGGCAGCGACUGGGUGAUGCACCCUGAGCCGAUCCUCACUCACACCCUCGAGGCUUGGUAUGUAUCCAUCUCCCCGUCUCUCAGCCCACCUGAAGGGGAAGAAAACGACUCGUUUCUGCUGUUAUCAGGAGGUGACGACUCGGCGUUGCGCUACCAAGUAUGCAAGCGCACUCGGAGCGCCCAUGCAAUGGAGGACGACGAAUCGGAAAGCCCCUAUACCAUCGAGGCGCUCCGUCCGCCUGUCAACGUGCGAGGCCAUGGUGCUGGAGUGACGGCGAUACUGCCCCUGGGGCUGAAGGACGGCGAGUCUGAGCUCGUUGUCACGGGAAGCUACGAUGAUCACAUCCGGCUCUUUUCUAUCCCGGCCUACGGCUUUGGGCGGGCUGUCGAGCUAGCAGAACGUAACCUCGGAGGAGGCGUAUGGAGGUUGAAGAUUGUCAAGAAAGAGAUGGGCCUCUUGGAUGGGCAGGGCUGGCGCUUGACGAUGCUCGUGUCGUGUAUGCAUGCGGGUACGCGGGUUGUCGAGCUUUCCAAGAGCGGCGCUGGGGAGUGUGAGUUCCUAGUGAUUGGGAGGUUUGAGGAGCACAAGAGCAUGAACUAUGGCAGUGAUUGUCAGCUGAGCGCGGAGGGAACCCUCGCGGUCGUGUCGACGAGUUUCUAUGACAAGCUGCUGUGUCUUUGGAAGCUUGAGCUUGGGGCUUGAAGAACAAAGGCGAACAAUGUGCCUAGACUAUCCUGGCCAGGGAGAGGAUACGACAUGUCUACAUAGAUAGUGUCGACAGUAAAGUAAACCAGAAGGAUUCGAAGGCCGAAAGCACGUCGGGGGGUUUCAGGGACAUGUCCCGACCGCGGAAGAACGAAACAGCGUUCAAGUGUUCGUCGUGACGCAGCUAUUUUCAAGCGAACAGUUCAUUCCGUCAGUGGGGUGCAUGCAUAAUUCUGUACAAGCACACUGUGAGGGACUAGAGGUACCUACUGUACGUGCCUCCCGAUAACGAGCGAUAAGCUGACCGCCUUCUUUUUUCCAUCCCUCGUUGUUUAUGGAAGCCAACCUGAGGUCCUGAGGUACCUACUGCGUACCUACCUACCUACCUACCUACCUACCCAGGUGCCCCU